AUGCAGAUCCAAGCACCCAAAAAUUUCGAACUAGAUGGCGACCAAUCCAUCUCCCUCAACAUCACGUUCGACGACAUCGUACACGGUGCAGAAAACGGCUGCACAUUCUACGCAACCCUUAAGGGCUCCAUGGAGCGAUACUCGGAGCCCUUUGACCACUCGGAGCCCAUCGAGGUCUCGUUGUGCUACGGCCCAGGAGAUACGCUCGAUGUGUGGUUCAAGAGGAUAUGUUCUUCAAAGGGCACUUGCGAUUCUCCAGCUAGGCUCCUGAAACUAGUCCAAGACGAGUCCACCAUGUGCCUCGUUCCCAAUCAUCAGCAUUAUAGAUAUGCGGCCCCGAGUUACUGUUGGGGAGGCGAUCGAGAGUGCAAACUCACCCAGGCGAGGCUGGCUGCGUAUCAGGCAUCUAUCACAGUUGUAAACCUACCCAAGUCAGUCCAAGCCGCCACUCAAGUUGCCCAAAGUCUAGACGGAAUAUCAUAUAUCUGGAUUGACUCUCUUUGUAUCAUCCAAGAUGACGACGAUGCCAAAGGAAGCCAGCUAGUCAAGAUGGGCGACAUCUAUCGCGGUGCCACAGUCAUAAUAUCUGCUGCCAGCGCUAGGAGUUGCUAUGAAGGAUUCCUCAAGUCCCGGGAAUGCCCCGAGAAAGCAAAACCUAUUUCCAAGGCAGCCUUCAUAUCAGAAACUGCAACGAGAGCAGAAGUGUAUCUCGUCCCACGCGCCGGCCGAGAAGGGAAUCUAGAUCCUAUUAACCACCGCGCAUGGACUCUUCAGGAGCACGUUCUCUCGCCGCGGAUUCUGUACCACACUUCACUACAACCUUGCUCGCUCUGCCGGUCUGAAAGAAAGUCGGACGGCGGCAUGCGAUUCCCACAGGCUCUGGAGUCGAGGAGGUAUGGCGAUGAGAUGGAUCUCUGGGCCAUCGACCUUGGUUGGAUGGCAGAACAGCCUCAACCUUGCCCGUCCCGCCGUGAAGGGCCAAGCUGGUCUUGGACUUCAAUUUCAGGCGCAGCCAACAAGGUAGAACGAGAGAUGGACACAAAGGACACAAUCGAGGUGGUAUCCUUCGAUGUCAAAUGGAAGAUACCAGGGGUCAGCAGCGGCGAGAUCCAGUCUGCCACUCUCCGGCCAAGGGCGUGGAUGAAACUCCAAAAGCUCCGUUUCGGCCCCGCCAGACGAAGAGUCCAGUUUGCCGAUUGA
This is a messenger RNA of Fusarium falciforme, 1200 nucleotides long. Its product is annotated as HET domain-containing protein. Lineage: Eukaryota; Fungi; Ascomycota; Sordariomycetes; Hypocreales; Nectriaceae. The transcript is spliced from 2 exons. The coding region runs from base 1 to 1200 and encodes 399 amino acids. The record is from RefSeq and is a predicted model, not a curated record.